AUCCAGAACAGAAGAUAGGAGAACAGCUGGCAACCGCAGAGCUUGUUCUUUGGUUUACCUGCCUGCCUGAUUUUAAUCACAAACUUACUGAGAAGUCAUGGAGUUCCAAACAUCUAGAAUGCCAUUCCUGGGAAGGAGGGAACCUCUUACCUCCGUGUACAGUUACAGUUCCUACGUUCCAGCCCAAAGACGAACUCUACCUGAGAUCGAGUUGUUCAGCUCCCGCAGCAUCGAGCCAUCACUGAUUGAAAGGAUGAGCUUCCGUGGUCAAGAUUCAACAAUUACAAUUGCAGCUCUAGGAAGGCCCCUCCAUCUGGGCAGGUUGUACGACUGCCGCAACGAUUCCUUCAUUACAGGUGUUACUCUCUGGGACGAAGAGGAAUUGAAUAAAGAUCUGCGACCAAUGGAAAAGCCAAAUACAGAGGUGCAUUACUCCAAUUCGGACUCAAUCCAGAAAAAGGCCAGACUCCUGAAUGUGAGCGCUUCCCUUAAAGCCAGCUUUCUGGGGGGCUUGGUGGAGGUUGGGGGCUCAGCCAAAUACUUAAAUGACCAGAAGUCCUCAACAAACCAGUCGAGGAUUACCAUGCAGUACAUCCAGACAACGAGACGCGAAGAACUAACCAUGAAGCACCUCAGCAAAAUCACCUACCCUCAGGUGUUCGAGGACAAGAACGCCACUCAUGUCGUUACGGGUGUGGACUACAGAGCUCAGGCUUUUAUGGUGUUUGAUAAAAUGACCUCAGAAGAGGAAGACGUAAAAUCGGUCGAUGGAGCUGUUGAGGCAAUGGUUAGGAAGAUGUUUCCUGUUGACGGCAAAGCGUCUGUAAACCUGAGCACUGAGGAGAAGAGCCUGGCUGAAAAUAUCAACUGCACUUUCUACGGCGACUUUGAGCUUGAGGAGAACCCCACCACGUUCGCGGAAGCCGUGCAGUUGUACAAGAAGCUGCCAUCUUUCUUGAAGCAGGAUAAAAGCAAAGCCGUGCCGUUGAAGGUUACUCUGUAUCCCCUUGCCUCUUUGGACAGCAGAGCAGCUAAACUGGAGAGGAGUGUCCAAGAAAGCCUGCUAAACAAAGUUGAAAGUGCAUUGGAUGAGCUGACAACUGUGGACAUGAGAUGCCAAGAUUUGCUUAAAAACAAAACAGUCAAUGAUUUUCCAGAUGUCAAAGAAAGGCUGCAGACCUUCCUGGAAUUGUAUAGUGACUAUAAGUCGCUGUUCAAGAAAGAACUGCGAAGGCUCCUCCCUGCUAUCCGGAGUGGGGAGGAAAACGAGCAGGAGUUGGUAAACAUUCUGAAAAUCCAUCAGGCAUCUCCUUUUAGACCUAAAAUCCUAAAACAGUGGUUGGAGAGCUUCCAGAUUGAAGUAGAUCGGCUGCACGACUACAUCGGUGAACUGAGCAGCAUUACAUCUACAGUUACUUCUUCGGAGAGGUUCACCAGCAUUCUCAGUAAGAGCACAGUGGAUACGGUCAUAUGCUUCUCCUUCACGUCUUUGAAGGACGAAGACCCAAUCCUGGCAUCCCUUCCGACCAUAUUCGACGACUUUGAGAAGCUUCCUUCGCAACCAAAAACUCCAACUGACCAAAUUGAUGGAUUGCGCUGGUUCAACAACCCAGAAAUUAUUAGGAGCAUGAACAAGAACGUCUUGCUCUUUAAAAACUUCUGCGGCAACCAGAACAAGCCCAACACCAUGUUCGUCAUCGCCACAAUCCCAGACCCCUCCAACCCAGGCACCUCCAUACGCCGCUAUGAAAAAUGCGAAAUGGUGGAUGGCAGCUUCCAGCCUGUGUCCAAGCCUCCUCUGCCCACGGUGGAGAUCUUGGACAAGAGCGUGGUCCUCAAGCUUCAGAAGCCCCCAACUGGAGUGCCAGUGAAGUUCAGAGUAGAAUACAAAGCAAGCCAUUCAGAUUCUGAAGCCUGGGAGUUCAAAGACACUCCUGAUGCACAAGAAAGCUUCACACUAACCGAUCUGGAGAUGGCGCACCAGUACUGGGUUCGGUACAGAGCAGUCAGCGAUGUGGGGAUGAGUGAAGCCAGCGACGCUGUACCCUUCUCUCUCAAGGGGACGGUCAAUGUUUCAGUGGGACACAAAUGGGACUGGAAAACAUCUUCCCUCUUUAACGAUGUGAGGACAAAAAUCAUGACCAGCUUGGGAAUCUCACGGUGGAAUCUGUCCACCAUUGACUCAGAGGUGACAAAUCGACUCAGCAACGUUAGACUUCCCUACGCUGACACAAUCCCCGGAGGGCUGAGACCUGGAAUGGCUAUAUAUUACCAAGGGGUUGUUGAUCCAAAAGCCACUGAGUUUGUCAUAGAUCUCCAGAGCGGGAAUGACAUUGCCCUUCACUUUAAACUUGACAUUAGAAACAUGUCAGCGAUCUGCGACUGCUGCAGGAAUGAACGCUGGGAGGGUGCUUCUUACGUCAACAAAGCCUUUCCUCUGUGCCCUGGAUCAGCCUUCGAUAUGUUCAUGGUCAUUAAAAAAGAAGGAUAUGAGGUGUAUAUAAACGGUGAGAAGUUUUGCAAUUUCGAUCACCGAAUUCCAGUUGAGAAAGUAAAAACCUUCAACAUCCGUGGAAUAGUCUUAAUCAACACCAUGGGCUAUGUAAAUAACUGGAGCACAUCAACCUUUGGUAAAGAACAAAGCCGAGAAAACUCACGUGGGAGGAAUUCCGAUGUCCAGUUUGGAGAGGCAUACCCGGUCUGCAACCCUAGCAAAACCUACACAGGACCAAUAGCUGGAGGCCUGAGAGCUGGACAGGCUUUGUUCUUCCAGGGUGUCGUUCCAACAGAUGCCAAAAACUUUGCGAUAAAUCUGAUGUUAGAGAACAGGGAAGACAUCGCAUUCCACUUCAACCCUCGCAUUGAGACCUCCAGUGUGGUCUGCGACAGUUGCCAAGGUGGUUGGUGGACAAGAAAAGUCGAGUUUUAUAAGUCUCCAUUUGUCAAAGGAAGCGCCUUCGACAUCUUCAUGGUUGUUAAACCAGAUAACUUCAAGGUCAUUGUGAACGGACACUUUUUCUGUGAGUUCCAGCGCCGAGAUCCUUUGGAGAAAGUGAAAGACCUGAACAUCAAUGGAGACGUCUUCAUGAACCACUUCGGCAUCUGUGAAGUGGACCAGAUUAAAAUAAGUGUCACCUUGCCUGCCCACAAAGGAAACUGAUCGCCACGACUACCCAAGAUGUCUUAUUUUUUAUAAGUACUCAAGUAUCAUUGUGUUUAUAACAGGUUUUGAGUACUCAAUAUAGAGAAAAAAGUUUUGUGACACCAGUUUAUUCAUUGUGUCUUCCUAUUUAAAAGAUUUGAUCAUGCUUUUGUUGGAUUAACUGUCUCUAUACUGUUCAUAGAACACUUUCUACUAGAUUAUUAAACAUUGGUGUAAGGAUUUGAUUGCAUUCAGUAGCAACAAGAAAGAUGUUGGAUGAUCCCUAAUGUAUUCAUGUAUACAGUUUCUCCUCCAGAGUCCUAUUCUAUUGGAAGCAUCUAUUCACAGGGGCUAAACAAGCUGUUUAAGUGUGUACAUUAGAAGGGGUGUCCACAAAUAAAAGUGGUUAUAUAUAGUAGGAUUUGUUUUUUUUUCACUUUCAUUUCACUGAACUUUCACUUAAGUGGAGAAGCUCUUUAUCGCAAAUAAUAUGAUAUAAAUGAUUUACUGGAAAAUGCUAAUAAAACAAUAUAUUCCUUAAA
Astyanax mexicanus (Mexican tetra) is the source of this 3684-nucleotide messenger RNA. Its product is annotated as cytolytic toxin-alpha. The record is from RefSeq and is a predicted model, not a curated record. Lineage: Eukaryota; Metazoa; Chordata; Actinopteri; Characiformes; Acestrorhamphidae. Gene Ontology annotation, molecular function: carbohydrate binding; protein binding.